AUGGCGGGUGGCGCGUGGCCUGGGGUGUGGAUGGGCGAGCCCUGGCCCCGGCUGCAGGCCGCCUCCAGCGGCCCGAGCCGCUCUGCCAGCGCGGGGCGAGCUGCCUGCUGCCGCUGGGAGGACUACGGAUUCCCCAUCUCCGUCGACGCCGACGGAGCCUGGCGCCAGCGGGUGGCCCAGGAGGAGCAGGUGCGGCAGAUGCCCGCCCACUGCCUGCGGCACCUGACCAGCGACCGCGUCCGGGCCCUGCUCCAGGCGGAGAGCGCUCGCCCCUGGCUCCUCGGGGGACAGCGCCCCCGCGGCGCGGACGCGGCGCACCUCCGCCGCGCCGCCUGCCUGGCGCGCGCCGCGGCCGAGAGGCAGGCCGCCGCCAGGGCCCUGCAGGACGCGGCGGGCCUCUGGCAGGCGGCCGCCGAGGCGGCGGCCGCGGCCUCCGGCGGCCCGUGGCCCGUCGGGGAGCCGCCCGGGGCCAGCCAGGCCCUGGCCCUGGGGCUGCCGGGGCUGCCCACAGUCAUGGGCGGCUCCAGGAUGGGGAUGCGCCAGGAGCUCGUGAAGUCCGCUCCCUGGAUGGCGGAGUCCAGUGGCGACCACGGCCGCAAGACCAGAGGCCUCAGGCUUGAAUUCGAUGUUUGCGGAGACGGAGGCUGUGGAUUUGCAGUUUGUCACGCCAUUCUGAAGGACGAUGUCUUGGAGCUGCACGAGUUGAUCCUGAAUGGCAGCCCAGUUCGACUUGACGGUGAAUUACAUGGCAAAGUUGUUUCUUUAUGUCUCCGCAUUGUCUGA
Molecule: messenger RNA, 783 nt
Organism: Prorocentrum cordatum
Lineage: Eukaryota; Dinophyceae; Prorocentrales; Prorocentraceae
Source: the annotation of a GenBank genome assembly